Coregonus clupeaformis (lake whitefish) is the source of this 650-nucleotide messenger RNA. RefSeq names its product gamma-crystallin M3-like. The record is from RefSeq and is a predicted model, not a curated record. The transcript has 3 exons. NCBI's taxonomy places the organism in Eukaryota, Metazoa, Chordata, Actinopteri, Salmoniformes, Salmonidae. Gene Ontology annotation, biological process: visual perception; lens development in camera-type eye. Bases 70 to 612 code for a protein of 180 amino acids. Gene Ontology annotation, molecular function: structural constituent of eye lens.
UAUAAAAGAAAGGGUUAAACCAGGUAGGAAUCAGUUCAGGAGCAGCAACCAGCAGCACAGCGAGCAAACAUGUCCACCAGCAUGAACAUGGGCAGGAUUGUCUUCUAUGAGGACAGGAACUUCCAGGGUCGUUCCUAUGAGUGCAGCAGCGACUGCGCUGACAUGUCCUCCUACCUGAGCAGGUGCCACUCCUGUAGGGUUCAGAGCGGCUGCUUCAUGGUCUACGACCGCAACAACUACAUGGGAAACCAGUACUUCAUGAGGAGGGGCGAGUACUCUGACUUCCAGAGUAUGAUGGGAAUGACCGAUAUCCGGUCCUGCCGCACGAUCCCCAUGCACAGAGGAUCCUACAGAAUGAGGAUCUACGAGAGAGAUAACUUCGGAGGUCAGAUGCACGAGAUGAUGGAUGACUGUGACUCCAUCAUGGACCGCUACCGUAUGUCCGACUGCCAGUCCUGCAACGUGAUGGAUGGCCACUGGCUGAUGUACGAGCAGCCCCACUUCAGAGGCAGGAUGAUGUACAUGAGGCCCGGAGAGUACAGGAACUUCAGGGAUAUGGGCAUGAGUGGCAUGAGGUUCAUGAGCAUGAGGCGUAUCACUGAUAUGUGCUAGAUAUAUUAUGUUGAUCAAAUAAAAGUGAUUGGUAAUCC